This is a messenger RNA of Hylaeus volcanicus, 3236 nucleotides long. It is a transcript of the gene kar, whose product is annotated as monocarboxylate transporter 10. NCBI's taxonomy places the organism in Eukaryota, Metazoa, Arthropoda, Insecta, Hymenoptera, Colletidae. The record is from RefSeq and is a predicted model, not a curated record. Gene Ontology annotation, molecular function: monocarboxylic acid transmembrane transporter activity. Gene Ontology annotation, biological process: transmembrane transport. The coding region runs from base 1255 to 3087 and encodes 610 amino acids. The transcript is spliced from 9 exons.
CACCUUGGAUGCAGUGAACAUGACUUUUUAUUUUCUAUGCGCAGUAGUUCGUUCAGGAUAAAGAAUAAUUAUUCCGUUAACUGAAAGUAUAGUUUUCACGUUUUACAAGACUUGCAUAUUUAUGGUUCGAUCAGGAUCUAGCGGUUCGCAAUAAAUAACACAGCGGUUAUUUAUCGUCACAGAUAAGAAUAACAAUUUCAAAUGCAAACUACUUUUCGACUCUUGAUGUUUGUUUGUUUAUCUGGCUCUCUUUGCUGUCACUUUCUUAUUAUAAAAGAACACGGCUAUUUUUAAUCAACUGGAUGACAUCAUCAUAGCAAUGCUACGAAAUUUUAGUAAUCUUAUAGAAAAAUUCUGAUCUGCGCGGUAUACCUUUUCUGUUGCAACGUGUUUGGACAGUGAACAUUACAUUACAUCGAGGCGUAACCGUCGUUUGUUUUGGAUGAAUAUAACUCAUUUGUCUUUCUCCUUCAAUUGCGUACUUUCAUACUCUUCCCCUCCUCGUUAGCUCGAUGCCUCUUCUUGCACGCUUUCCUUUAGGGCUACACAGGAUAGCGAGAGAGUGGUGAACUUUGCGUAUUUUUUUGUGACAGAAAAUCUUCUUUCAUUGAAAAGUCAUUACGCGCGUUUCAAAGCUUGUACUUUCGUUUAUUAACCCUGUAAGUUUCGUUUGGAAAUCGGUAAAAUUAAAAACGUUCCAAUCGUUCUCGUAAUACGAGUUUUCGAGGAUAGCUUUCGCAGUAAUCAGCGUAACUUCGUUAUUUAUAUCCGAAUGAAACAAACGAAACAGGUUACAAAAUUCUGUUGCAAAUUCACGCAUGUCGGACACACACCGGGGCCAAUUAGUUUUUGAAAAGAAAGGAAAACUUGGUUCGAAAUUUAGUACACAUUAAUAUGCGUUGGUUUCGCUUUAUACGUUCGAGUUGGUUCAUUGCAAAAUCAUGCAAUCGGACAUUAUUACAUUCGCAUCCAUGGGGUAUCGGUGCCGUUAAAAUGUUGGCUUGGCAAACCAUUUACAAAAUUCUUAAUAGCCCAAUUCGCACGUGUGUCGGUCUUUGCUUUGCUUUGUACUCUCGUGUCAAUUAAUCCAAAAAUCAUGAAAUUUGCUACGGCGACUGUCACGCAUAGGCCACCGGAGCCAAUUAGUUUUUGAAAAGAAAGCAAAACGGGUUGCAAAAUUCUGCCAUCGAAGAAUAUACGGGCUUCUCGGACAUCCGUUAGCCAAACGAAAGCCAAUCGAAAACCUAGUCAACAAUGGCAAUCGCAGAUAACAUGGAGGCGAAAAGAAGUUGCAGCGAUGUUUUCAGCGCGACGAACGAGGACGGAGGCGAGGUCCAGCGACCGGAAGAUAACUCCAAUUUAAACGUAGAAGGGAAUCCCCUAUUGGAACCCGAUCGAAAGUUCACAUCGGUGAUAAUCGACGCUUCGGUCGCCAAAUUGAAGAGGACGGACAAGGACGAGGACGAUCACGCAUCGAUGAAUAACUUAAGAAAGGAUACGGAAACCGAUGAACGAAACGUCGUUACUCCGCCGGAUGGCGGUCUACGAGCAUGGAUGAUCAUGAUCGGUAGUUUCGUUAUCAACGGUGUACUGUUUAGUGUCAUUAAUUCGUACUCGUUGAUCUAUCUGGAGCUGCAAAAGCGACUGUUAGAAUCCGGCGACAGCUCGGCGUCCGCGAAAGCGGCUUUGGUGGGAUCGCUAACUAUCGGCACUACGUUCUUUUUGUCGCCGAUCUCUGGGAUACUCACCGAUAAAAUUGGGAUCCAGAUGACAACUUUUCUGGGUGGCGCAUUAGCGUCCAGUGGUAUGCUUCUCUCAUCAAUAUUUUCUAGCGAGGUGGCAUUACUCUACUUGACCUACGGAGUUAUGUACGGACUCGGUGCAAGUCUCGCCUACACACCGAGUUUAGCGAUUUUGGGACAUUAUUUUAAGAGGUAUUUGGGUUUGGUCAAUGGAAUCGUCACUACUGGAAGUUCCAUAUUCACUACCCUCAUGCCAUACUUUAUGGAGGUCCUACUACGUCGUUUCGGAUUGGACAUCACCUUGAGAUGCUUGGCUGUCCUCACCGCGGUCAUCAUGGCGUGCGCGGUACUCUUUAAACCGAUUCCACUCAACUCCGACCCUCGGGAUCAAUUAAAGUCCAAAACAAACUUUCAAUCCUGCUUGAAGGAAGUCGUCAACGUCUCCAUUUGGAGGAAGAAACGAUACGUAGUUUGGGCUAGCUCUAUUCCCCUUGCUCUGUUCGGGUAUUUCGUACCGUAUGUUCAUAUAGGGAAAUUUGUUCAGAAGGUAUUUCAAGGCGACGAAAAGCUUCCGAUUAUGUGCAUCGGCAUCACUUCCGGCAUUGGUCGGUUAGUUUUCGGUUAUAUCGCCGACUUGCCUAGAGUGAACAGAAUAUUGUUGCAACAGAUAUCGUUCGUUAGUAUUGGCAUUCUCACGAUGCUCCUUCCUAUUACCCCUUCGUUCACCGUGUUAUUAGUCAUAAGUCUGGCUAUGGGAUUGUUCGAUGGAUGCUUUAUAUCUCUUCUGGGACCGAUUGCCUUUGAUAUAUGCGGUCGAGAAGGAGCAACCCAGGCCAUUGGGUUCUUGUUGGGCAUGUGUUCCAUACCGUUGACCGUGGGCCCACCGAUUGCUGGUAUUCUCUAUGAUCUCACCGGUAGCUAUGAUCUGCCAUUCUUCCUAGCUGGCAUUCCGCCAAUAGUAGGGGGACUUACGAUGUUCCUAAUAAAGUUCGUUAAAGACGAAGACCAUGACUCUGUCAGAGAGAACUCGGAAAAUAAGGCAGCUUGUCAGAAUGGUUGCUCGAGCAUCGACUUUCUGCCUCAGUGCUUCGUGGCUACUCUUAAACACAUGUGCGACUCACAGGAGCAACCGAGCUGGCAGACGAUGCGUCGAAACGUGUGCAAUCACCGUCAAAGAUGCUGCGGAUUUAGGGAAGUCAACGUGUGCGAGGUACACGGGACGAAGUGUCUUGAUCGUCACCGAUAUUCGGAGAGCGUGCCAUUAUUGUACGAUGAGAGCCAAUCGCUCAGACUGAACGGUGACUUCCAAAGGACGGCUAAGUCGUCGAUGUUGCUCACCUUCUAGUUUAUGCACAAACGUAACUUCGAAUAAAUUGCAACGGUGGUAUUUUUUAUUGCCAAUGCUUUGAAACGCAACGAAGGGUUCUCAUCUUGCAGACGAUGUUCGUAUUCGUCAAACAUCAAAUCGAAAAAGAAUAAAAAAAAAGGAUAAAA